Molecule: messenger RNA, 687 nt
Organism: Thlaspi arvense
Lineage: Eukaryota; Viridiplantae; Streptophyta; Magnoliopsida; Brassicales; Brassicaceae
Source: the annotation of a GenBank genome assembly
AUGAGCUCGGUUUUGCAGGGUUUUACGAAGUCACUCGCCAUGACGUUUGUCUCGGAGAUUGGCGACAAGACGUUCUUCGCUGCUGCUAUUUUGGCGAUGCGUUAUCCUCGGAGACUUGUGUUGGCUGGUUGUGUAUCGGCCCUGAUUGUUAUGACUAUCCUCUCUGCUACCGUUGGAUGGGCUGCUCCAAAUCUGAUCUCUCGGAAAUGGACCCAUCACAUAACAACAUUCUUGUUCUUUGGUUUCGGGCUAUGGUCUCUGUGGGACGGUUUUAAACAAGGAGGAGGGGGCUCGGAAGAAUUGGCUGAAGUCGAAGCAGAACUGGAUUCUGAUUUGAAGGCGAAUGGUAAAACUACAAAAAAUGACAGUAAGAAUGAAGAUGAAACCAAAAAGCAGAAAAGGCCAUUCCUCACUCAAUUCUUCUCUCCAAUUUUUCUCAAGGCAUUUUCUAUUAACUUCUUUGGUGAAUUUGGUGACAAGAGUCAGCUUGCUACAAUUGGUUUGGCCGCUGAUGAAAACCCCCUCGGGGUGGUCCUUGGUGGAAUUGUAGCACAGCUAUUGUGCACCACUGCUGCUGUGAUUGGAGGAAAGAGCUUAGCGUCUCAGAUAUCUGAACGAAUAGUUGCUCUCUCCGGUGGGAUGCUUUUCAUUAUCUUUGGCAUCCAAUCGUUUCUUACUUCUGUUUAG